This is a messenger RNA of Phascolarctos cinereus (koala), 1266 nucleotides long. RefSeq names its product calcium binding protein 39 (gene CAB39). Gene Ontology annotation, molecular function: protein serine/threonine kinase activator activity. Lineage: Eukaryota; Metazoa; Chordata; Mammalia; Diprotodontia; Phascolarctidae. The record is from RefSeq and is a predicted model, not a curated record. Gene Ontology annotation, biological process: intracellular signal transduction.
GCCCAGGCCGGAGCCGGAGCCGGAGCCGGGGCCGCGGACGGGGCCGGGGACGGCGGCGGGGACGAGGAGGAGGAGGAAAAGAACGAGCCCGAGCAGCCCGAAGAGCCCGGCGAGGCCGCCACGAAGGAGCCGCCCGGCCCGGCCCGGCCCCGCCUGGCCUUAGCCCGAUAAAACAGGAAAAGGAGACAAGCCCCGUGUAGCUUGCAGUCAUGCCAUUCCCGUUUGGGAAGUCUCAUAAGUCUCCAGCAGACAUCGUGAAGAAUCUGAAGGAAAGCAUGGCAGUUUUAGAGAAGCAGGAUAUCUCCGACAAGAAAGCAGAAAAGGCCACAGAAGAGGUUUCCAAAAACCUGGUUGCCAUGAAGGAAAUCUUGUACGGCACCAAUGAGAAAGAGCCGCAGACGGAGGCUGUGGCCCAGCUCGCUCAGGAGCUCUACAACAGUGGCCUCCUCAGCACGCUAGUAGCCGAUUUACAGCUCAUUGAUUUUGAGGGCAAAAAAGAUGUGGCCCAAAUUUUCAACAACAUCCUCAGAAGACAAAUUGGUACAAGAACUCCCACCGUUGAAUAUAUCUGCACUCAACAGAGUAUUUUGUUCAUGUUAUUAAAAGGGUACGAAUCUCCAGAAAUUGCUCUUAAUUGUGGAAUAAUGCUGAGAGAAUGCAUCAGACAUGAACCUCUUGCCAAAAUCAUUUUGUGGUCAGAGCAGUUUUAUGAUUUCUUCAGAUAUGUUGAAAUGUCAACAUUUGACAUAGCUUCAGAUGCGUUUGCCACAUUCAAGGAUUUACUUACAAGACACAAGUUGCUGAGUGCCGAAUUUUUGGAGCAGCAUUAUGAUAGAUUCUUCAGUGAAUACGAAAAGUUACUUCAUUCAGAAAAUUAUGUAACAAAAAGACAGUCGCUCAAGCUUCUCGGGGAGCUCCUGCUGGACAGACACAACUUCACAAUUAUGACAAAGUACAUCAGCAAGCCUGAAAACCUCAAGCUGAUGAUGAACCUUCUGCGGGACAAGAGCCGCAACAUACAGUUUGAGGCCUUCCACGUCUUUAAGGUGUUUGUAGCCAAUCCUAACAAAACACAGCCAAUCCUAGACAUCCUUCUCAAGAACCAAACGAAACUGAUUGAGUUUCUCAGCAAGUUUCAGAAUGACAGGACCGAGGAUGAACAAUUUAAUGAUGAGAAGACCUAUUUAGUUAAACAGAUCAGGGAUUUGAAGAGACCAGCACAGCAAGAAGCUUAAUCUCCAGUAAAUAAACAUCUAAAAUAUUAAA